CGCGCACCACUUAGUUGGCAGGCGUUCUCGCCAUUGGAUCGCUCCAUUAUCCAACGGUUAGCAGAAACGCCGCCUUGGUAAGCGGUUUUUGGGCUGCCCCAAGGAAAGCCACCCCCUUCAUAGUGGGAUUUUUGUUAUAACCACCCCUUCGAGGUGCGGUUUUUAAAAAAUACUGGCAUUUUGAAAUUUUAUUGAAUUGGGUUGUAAUUUUGUAAUUUUCUUCUUAAAUCGUGGUAGUUUUGGAUUUUUCUCCACCUUCUCUGACUGACGAGGCCACAAAUUUGCCCCGGACCGCGAUUCCCUUUCCCCCUCCCUCAACCAGCUGCACUGCAGGUAUCAGUGCGACACCAGAGCCGGAUCCGCCAGUUUCCUUUCCAACGCUAUUUUAUUCUUGGUCCACUUGCCCUUCCGCCUCCACGCUAAUCCUCAACCGGCGGCGCGGUGGUCUAAGUUUCCGGAGCCGACCAGGUAACGAAAAAUCCUAACGCAACUCCCGAUACCGAAAAUCUUAGUUUCAAAAUGCUAGAAACUCUUUCGUGAUUCCUCCGCUUCUCGACUCGGUCAAGAAAGUUCUCGCAUUCUGCGGGCGUGAAAGAAUCAGGGAUUUGAAUGUUUCAUUCUCAGAACCUAGGGUUGGUUCCCUUUCCAGUUUUGCUCGUAAAAAAAGCUGCAGAAUUCUUGCACUGUGUUCAGUCCUCUGAAUCGCAUUUCAUAAUUCUGUAUUGUUUGCUGUUGCUGGACCUGUUUGUGUUAUUAAUUAAUAUGCCAAUUGUUCAUAUGUUUCCCUUUGUCAAAACGUGCAAUCUACCCUGAAUGUUCAUCUCCAGCAGUUGAUCGUGGCCUACCUUUUUUUCCGUUUGCAGAUGGAAUCAGAAGUGGUAGAGGCAGAGUUGGUACUGCCAACACACCUGAGCUUCAAGAAGGUACAGAUGUAUGAAAAGUACCCAAAGGGUCAGUCCAGAGGCCGCCACUGGAAGCACUUGAAGCAGAUCCUCCAGGCCGAGAAUCUCCAAAACUAUCCUCCUGAUGAACCUAACUACGUCAACAUCGAAUCACCGCCCUCGAUGCAUCCGUCCGUGAAAAUAUGCGACAUCACUGGGUUAGAGGCACCAUAUCAUGAUCCAAGGACAAACCUUCGUUAUGCAAAUACUGAGGUCUUCAAACAAAUAAGGGCACUUCCAAAUGAGUACGUGCAGAGGUACCUGGCUCUUAGGAAUGCAGCAGUUGUUCUGAAAUAGCGGACUAAGAUACACAUCACGCCACGCGUGGUUGUUAACUAUAAUAGCACAAAGCUCAGCUUCAAACUGAUUUCUAGC
Molecule: messenger RNA, 1316 nt
Organism: Linum trigynum
Lineage: Eukaryota; Viridiplantae; Streptophyta; Magnoliopsida; Malpighiales; Linaceae
Source: the annotation of a GenBank genome assembly